Molecule: messenger RNA, 6175 nt
Organism: Frieseomelitta varia
Lineage: Eukaryota; Metazoa; Arthropoda; Insecta; Hymenoptera; Apidae
Product: NACHT domain- and WD repeat-containing protein 1
Exons: 20
Coding region: 1364-6097 (1577 amino acids)
Molecular function (GO): protein binding
Source: RefSeq, a predicted model, not a curated record
AUGUAAAUUCAGUGUGCGAUAAUAUUGAUGUUAUUAUUAUACAGAUCUGUGCUGGCAACGUGAACAAAGAGAAAAAUGUGUGCAGUGUAUAGGGUACAAGAGUUUAAAGUUUAAAAAUCAAACAAUUAAUGUUGAAAUGUUGAAGCGAAUAUAAUCUGUUAAUAAGUUAAUAAGCCGACGGUAAUGUGCUAUAAUUCUAUUGAUCUUUGAUUCAAGAUUCAAUAGAAGUUGCUACAAUAAAAACUUUGUUAUUCCUCAUUCAAAAACUCUCUGAGUCACCAACAAGACCAAAAAAGGAAAAACAUGGGUUCAAAGCGUAAUUAAUAAGCAAGAAAGUCGAGAGAAGAAAAGGAAGAUGAAUAUAACAUUCGCUAUUUGACCAGGACCAUCAAUCAGCAAUACAAAUUCAGUACAAAGAUAAAAUAAGGAAGAAAGAAACAAAAUCUAAAGGCAAAUCAAAGAAGAAGAAAAAAGAAAAAAUGAACGAAGUGAAAAAAUUCACGGAAUGAAGUUUUAAACUUAAAGAGAGCAGAACCAAGAGAAGAAGAAAAGAAAAAAAAGAAACCGAGUCGAAAAAAAUCGCUUCCAAGGCAAGUACAAUAAAGGGAUAAAAAAAGAAGAGAGGUGAAAUAAGGAACGAACUUUGCGAGGACAAUCUAGAACAAAGUUACCUAAUUAAAUAAGAAAUCAACGGUACAUUAAUUAUUAAAUCGAAUUCAUUAUACGUAUUUCUAUUGACGACUGAGAGUAUAUAUGUAUAUAUGCAUCUAUAUAUAUUAUAUAUUGAAGGUUAAUACACAAGAGAUUAUUAUUAUUAAUCGCUGUUGUUAAGAGAUAUUUGAUGUUUUAAGAUAUUAUCGAUGCAAAAAUUACUACCGAGAGAAAUAAAGCAAAAUAUUUUGAUUUUGUCCAAUUAAUAUUAAUUUGAUAAGCAAAAAAAAAAAAAAAAAAAGACGAAUUACUAUACGAGAUAAACGAAUUAACGAGAGACUAUAUAUAUAAAAAUAUUGAAAGCAGAAUGGAAUGAUUAUACGAUAAAAUAAGAGGAAGAAAACAAUCAGUUUAUGGAGAGACGAUAUUAUAACUGUAUUCGAGAAAUUAUAUGUAGAUGUUGAAGAUAUAUUAUUGUAUAGUUGUGUGGUAUCCAUAGGAUCCAUAUUUAAAGAGACUAUCGAACAGAAUUAAGUUUAUUUUAAAUUGUUAUUACUGAAUGUAAAGGAAAAGAAAUAUUUCCGAGAGAAAGAGGAAACGUCGAAAGAAGGAAGAAUAUCGAAGAAUAGAGUCUGAGCUUCAGAACAUCUUCGCGAGAAGGAGGAGGAGAAUGUUGCUCUGAAUUGCGAGACUAAGACGUCAAGGCAUCAAGAUGAAUCUGGAAGUGGAACUUAUCGCGGGGGUGAUUAUGGGCGGACCGCCCCCUAAAAAUCUGCCAGCGCCGAGGCUCAUUAAAAUCUUCAUCGCUGGAGAACCGAAUGAAUUUAUAGAGGAAAGGAAGCAAUUAUUGGAGCUUGUCGGGCCUGAGCUGCAAUCGAUUUACGACGACAUGGGGAUCGAGGUUCUAUUGAUGGAUAUGCAAUACGCAACGAAUGCGAACCCCGACAAAAAUCCAUACUUAGCUGAACAUUUCCUCGACGAAAUACACGCUGCUUAUCGACACUCGAGGGGCUGUUUCUUACUAUUACUGAUCGGCGAGGAGUACAACGUUGGCUGGGUACCAACGAAGCUCACUUCCGGAACGUACGAACUGCUUUCGAGUCACUGCGACAGCAUGGAAGAGUACUAUGAACUACGCGACGAUGAUGAUUGCUAUGUCCUAAAGGUUGACAAAUUGGAAACAUCAGAGGGCAGCUGGCAGAAUUCGGAGGCCUCGAUAAGGGAGGCGUUGAAAAAGGCCGCGGAAGCUGCGAUUUCCGAACAACCUGACAACGAAGAAGUUAAGAAUAUACUGAGAAGCACUGCGGAGAGACAGCUUGAAUACGCCUUGAAGCUGGACGAAACAGGCGAAGGCGUGAUAGCGGUGACACGUUCGUGGAAGGGGAAAAAGGCAGCCAGAGCAGUGGCCUCGUUAAAGUCGUUAGUGAACAGCCGUUUGCCACCUGACAACAUAAUCAACGUGGAAGUGGAUCAGAAACAAGGUGGAAUCAAUCCCGAUAACAGGUCACACAAGGGUUACCUGGCGCAUCUUUGCCGUCUCGUGGUGAAUCGCGUGCAGAAUCUGGUGAACAGCUCGAUCGAGGCCGACCCGGAGAUCAAGAGUAAAAAGAAGAUGGUGCAGGAGAUCUACGCGGAGAGUUUGAUGCAUUUGGCGCUCCUUCGAGAGGUUAAACCUAGCGAAGAGAACGAGAAUGUCGAGAGGAUCAAGGAGACCUUGAUAGCCGGUAAAUCGCAAAAACACGGCCCGAUACUAAUAAAGGGCGGCAAAUACUCUGGGAAAUCAUCGUUAUUGUCAAGAAUAUACGCGGAUGCCUCCUCCUGGUUGGAUUGCGCCACUUUCAGGGUGGUCCGGCUCUGCGCUUCCACUCCUCGAUCGGCGUACAGUCUCGAGCUACUUCGAGUGCUUUGUCAACACGUGGGUUUCCUAUCCGGUUCGUUGGACGGGAAUCUUCCUCAAGAUGCCUCGUUCGAUCCUCUUUAUCUGAACAAUUGGCUGGGUCAAAUUAUGAGACGGAUCGAGGAGGAACCGAUGAAGGAGCAGUUGGUCAUUCUCCUCGACGAUCUUCAUCGAUUGCAUCCCCUCGAUUGCGACAUCGUCGCUGCUCUGUCCUGGUUGCCCCUGAAUCUUCCACCAGGAGUGCAUUUAAUCGUGACUACAGCCUUUCCACCGGAGGUACUGCGUCUCACCCCGGUACAGAAAGAAAGGCUGCGCAGCAGCGAGAUUUUAAUCGAGCUGCAGGACCCGGGCAUAGAUUUCCACGAGACGGAGAAAGUUUUCGGCACGUUGGAGAGAUUAAUAGGUGAACGCGCGGCUAACAGAAUCGGGGCCAUUCUGGCUUCGACGGAGUAUGGUUUGUCGGAGACGGAGAUUCUCGAAGUGAUCAUGCCAACUGGAGGAGACGGGCCACUGUUUUUGAACGACGGUUUGUUCAAUUUUAGUACCUGGUGCUUGGUUAGGAGAACCUUCAACGAAUUCCUCAAGGUGCGCGUGAUGAGCGGAAGGCUGUUAUUCUCGUGGCGUUAUCCGAUCCGCGACCUAGCUCGAAAGAGAUACUUCCCCAAUCAGGAAAUAUUGAAGAGCUACCACGGCGAAUUGGCGAAUCUCUUUUUCACGGAAGAUUUCGGGGAGAACGAUGAUAAAUCUUCGCCUGAGGAGGAGACUCCGAAGAAGCAGACGCCAUUCCAGAGCAGACCGAGGUCGCAAGACACAGCGUACAACUUGAGACACGUGGAGGAAGCUUGGUUACAUUUGCUGCGAGCUGGAGACGUGGAGAAGCUGAAGAAGCUGGCCGUCUGCGCGUUCGAUUUCCUUCUGGCAGCCGUGCAAAUGAUCUCCGUCAGUUACCUAAGAUGUGUCCUCGAACACUCGAGGAAGUAUUUGCUGGAGAGGGAUUUGGAAUUGGUUUACUACACGGUGAGAAAGUCCAGUGACAUUUUGACGAGAGAUCCUCUUCAACUCGGGGCGCAGCUGAUCUGUUGGCUUAGACCUGUGGCUGAAGAUGGCGGUGAUUUGGUCAGUAGAAUGGUUACAGCGGCGAUGGCGUGGUGCGAUGGUUAUACAGCACCGUUAUUGGUACCAUUAAAUGGAUGGCUUCAACCGCCUCUACCUCUUCAAAUUCGCACUUUGUCUUGCCCGCAAGGCGUGAAACUGGUCGAGGCUGCUCCUUCAGGGCAACAUGUUAUCAUUGUCCCUUUCCAAGGGGAUGCUCAGUUAUGGCACGUGAUGUCUGGACAAUUGGUUCAUACCUUCAAAGGACAUUCGAACCCGAUCUCGUGUUUAGCCGUGACGCAACACUCGCAGUAUCUACUGACAGGCUCCGAAGACACAUCGAUCAUAGUCUGGGACAUGAAAGAAUUGACUUUGAAGCUGAGAAUCCAAGAACACAUCGCCCCAGUUCUGUGCUUGACGUCCGCGCUCAAGAAUUCAGUGAUUGUCAGCGGCGGGGAAGAUUCCAGAAUAAUCGUCACCAGUCUUCUGACCGGCGAUGUUCUCAUCAAGGUGGACCACCACAGAGGACCAGUGAACUCCAUUCGCGUCGAUUCUGCGGGGGAGAUCCUCGUUUCCGGUUCCUCGGACUGUACAGUUUGCCUCUGGUGUCUGGAACGAUUCACACUGUUGAAGAGCAUUGUUUUACCAUCUGCUGUGACGAUGCUCGACGUGUCAGCGGACUCGGUGUUCCUGUUGGCGGCCUGCGAGGAUCAAAAGUUGUAUUUGAGAUCGUUGGCGACAGGGACUGAGAUUCAUACGUUGAGAGGGCAUCAAGGCGAAGUGAGGAGUAUCUGCUUGGCGAGGGAUUGUAGAAGAGCGAUUGCUGGAGGAACCAAGGGCAAGGUUUCUGUGUUUGACAUGCAUAGCGGAAGAUUGACAAGAACGUUGCCGACAAAUCCCAGUGCAGAUGUUACCGCUGUCAAGGUGACGGAAAAGGACGACUUCCUGAUAACAGCUUCCGGUGAUCGGGUGGCUUAUUGGAGUUUUCGUGGCGAGGAGGCCCACACUAAACCCCAAAAGUCCAUGAAAGAAGUAACGUUACACCCGCACACUGCUCCCAUAUCAUGCUUGGAUAUAUCCAGGGACGGGGCAAUGGCGGUUACCGGCGGAGUCGAUUCUCUCGUAAAUCUCUGGCAAUUGAAUACUCAUGAGCUGCUUUCCACUUUCGAAGGACAUAUCGCUAGUGUCACCUGCAUUGCAUUCUCAGCUUCUGGUUUAUUUGUUGCUUCCGGUUCCGAGGACAAGACAGUUCGCGUUUGGGGCCUGACUUUAGGUUUACUGGUAUCGACGUUUAAACACCAGGCACCUGUCACUGCUGUGACGGCUAUGUUCGACGGCCGAAGGAUAAUCAGUUCUGAUAGGGCUGGUUCGAUUCGAGUCUGGGCAGCUGACACUGCCACCCUAAUUCAGUCAGUGUGUGGGCCUGGACGGUGUUUCACAGUUUCUUCUGAUAUGAGAUACGGAGUAUGUGGAACAGGAGACAAUCAAUUAAGAAUAGUAAGUUUAGGAGCCGGCCCGGAAGAAAAGUACCAAGUGUCGCAUUCUCAAGAAAUCACUUGCCUAGUUGUCACUCCGGAUUCUCGCUCAUUGAUCACCGGCUCGAGAGACAUGAGUUUGAAAGUGUGGCAGCUUGCCGGUGGCAAAUUAUCGCAGGUUCUCGUUGGUCACACGGAUCACGUCACCUGCGUCGCAGUUUCGGUGCUCGACAAAUCAAUCGUAGUCUCUGGCUCGAGGGAUGCCAAUCUAAUCGUCUGGGAUAUCAAUACCGGUAGCGAUCUGCACACUCUGAAAGGUCAUCUAGGAUACAUAACGUGCGUGAAACUGUCGGGCGAUGGAACAUUGGCUGCGUCUGGAAGCGAGGACAAGAGUCUGAUCAUCUGGGACACGAAAAAGGGCUGUUCACUGAGUAGCAUAAUGCUGCACGUUCCUGUGUUAGGUGUGGAACUGGCUACCGAUCUGUCGAGGCUCGCGUUGUAUUUACUCGAGCACAAAUGCAUGCCCAUUCUAUGUUUGCACAAUACUCCGGCACAGUAUGUCAAACUGCCGGAUUAUGUGGCGCCUUGGUGCGAUACUAGAGAUUUGAGGCCACGAAAGAGACCGAAUAAGAGAUUAUUGAAGAAAGAAGUGUCAUUAGAUAGCGACACGUGGCAUAGGAAAUAUGGCCAUCUUACAUCAGGAAUCUUGACGUCGUCGGUGGAGGACGGUUUACAACGACGAUUUAGCGUAAGCGCUUCCAUGGACGAGAUUAGCAAAGUCGGAUUGACGAGUAGCCCGUCCGGUUUAGGGCCGGAACAAGCUGCUCUUGCUCAGUCGCAACAUUUCGAUCAGCUCGAAGCUCUUUGGAACAAACAAUCGCCGCCUGCUAGACCUCGUGCUCACGGUAGAACUCUGUCGAAACAAAGCUCCUUGCAGGCUACGCGAAUAUCCGAUUCUGAGGAAGAAGGUGUACCAGAUUAAAAUAAUACCUUGGUAGAAACUAAACGGACUAAAUCCUAAUCUUCGUACCUUCUUCUUUUUCCACUGUCUUUCGAAAAA